This is a messenger RNA of Jaculus jaculus (lesser Egyptian jerboa), 4789 nucleotides long. RefSeq names its product zinc and ring finger 1 (gene Znrf1). The coding region runs from base 361 to 1044 and encodes 227 amino acids. The transcript is spliced from 5 exons. The record is from RefSeq and is a predicted model, not a curated record. NCBI's taxonomy places the organism in Eukaryota, Metazoa, Chordata, Mammalia, Rodentia, Dipodidae.
CUGCGGCUCCGCCGGCUUGGCGAGCCCGGGGGCGGCCUGUGGCGCGCGGAGUCCGCGCCGGACUGCGCCUCUUCGGACCUUGAGGGGAAACAUGCAUUUGGCUUGGAUUGUUUGAAAUUCUUAGUUUGGGGUCCCCGCCCGCCUGGCCUUUUUUUUUUUUCUUUCUUUCUUCUUCUUUUUUUCGCCACACGGAUUUUUUUUUUCCCCUCCAGCUUUUUCUUUUUCUUUUCGUGUUCUUCCUCCGGGUCUCCUUUUUGACUCCCUUCCCCUUUAUGUUCUCCCAGCCCUCCCUCCACUACUGACGAGUGGGGGAGGGUCUCGGCCUCCAGGUUCCCGCCCCCAACGGGGCCCCGGGCGAACAUGGGGGGCAAGCAGAGCACGGCGGCCCGUUCCCGGGGCCCGUUCCCGGGGGUCUCCACCGAUGACAGCGCCGUGCCUCCGCCUGGAGGGGCGCCCCACUUCGGGCACUACCGGACGGGCGGCGGGGCGAUGGGGCUGCGCAGCCGCUCGGUCAGCUCGGUUGCCGGCAUGGGCAUGGACCCCAGCACGACCGGAGGGGUGCCCUUUGGCCUCUACACUCCCGCCUCCCGGGGGACGGGCGACUCGGACAGGGCGCCCGGCGGCGGAGGGUCCACGUCCGACUCCACCUAUGCCCACGGCAAUGGUUACCAGGAGACCGGCGGCAGUCACCAUAGAGACGGGAUGUUGUACCUGGGCUCCCGAGCCUCGCUGGCGGAUGCUCUACCUCUGCACAUCGCACCCAGGUGGUUCAGUUCGCACAGUGGUUUCAAGUGCCCCAUUUGCUCCAAGUCCGUGGCUUCUGAUGAGAUGGAAAUGCACUUUAUAAUGUGUCUGAGCAAACCUCGCCUCUCCUACAAUGAUGACGUGCUGACUAAAGAUGCUGGUGAGUGUGUGAUCUGCCUGGAGGAGCUGCUUCAGGGGGAUACGAUAGCCAGGCUGCCCUGCCUGUGUAUCUAUCACAAAAGCUGCAUAGACUCGUGGUUUGAAGUGAACAGAUCUUGUCCAGAACACCCUGCGGACUGACCCUGCCAGGCUUGCUUGCCAACUCCUCUCAAAGAAGCUGCGCUUCUCUGGAGAUGGGAGACUCGCUCCCUGGCUGCCUAUGGACGUCACUCAUUAGCUGGCCCAGGGACCAUGCGCUGCCCACUACAAAGUGCUUGUCAGUGGGUGUUUUACUGCUGGUUCUUCCACCUGCAGGCCACUUCCUUCACCCCGCUUCCAGAUGAAUCUGAGGCCUCCAGGCCAGACUGAGCCCCUCCAUCCCUCAGCACAGGGUCACAGUUAUAGCAAGCUAGCACCACACCUUCCCCAGGGUACCCCUGCUUUACUGCUGAGCACUCUAUCCUGUCCCCCAACCCUGUCUUUCCCUUCCCAGUGCUGGGUUGGCACUCUUUUUUUCUUCCUGGCAAACAGAUACAAGCCCCAAAAAAAUCAAAAGUCCAUGUCCAUUUCAUCUCACAUCCAAAGGUUUGGGGGCCUCUUUUCUUCUCUCUCCUUUGUUUUGUUUUCUUUUGCUAGGUUUAUUUUAUUUAUUCCAAGUAAAUGCUCAGAACAGCUGACGAUGUCAGACAAAUCAGGGACAUUUGCUCUUUUUAUCUUCACUCAAAGUCUGAUGACAAGGGGAGAAGAAAAAGCGAGGGUGAGAGUGAGGCAGAGGGAGUGGAGCCUGGCCCCGGAAUGCAGGUCCACAUUUCUGGCAUGAUGUUUGGCUUCUGGGGGGCCUGCCGGGACUGAACCACAGAUGCCCUGGUCAGCCUGCCCUCAGCAGGACACACGCUGCUGCCACCAUGGAUGCGGCGGCCCUCGGCCAGACGGAGCACGACUGACUUCUUCCGACCCACACAGGGACAGACAGGCCCUGUUCCUAGGAGGAGGCUCUUCGGACACUGGACAGAACUGAGCUUGGGACACAAGAGGGAGCAGGGCACUCCUUCUGCACUGACUUCCAGAAUAUGCUCCUCCCUCCUCCCUGAGGACACCCAGUUGGAUGAGAGUCUGAGAGAAGAGUCAAUUGACCGCUAUCCUUCCCCUCACCCUCAACCCAGGAGGGAAAGGGCAUUUUCUUUUUCACCUUUGAAAGGCAUUGUGGGUCUGUCUUUAAAGUGUUUACAACAAAAAAAUUAUAUAAAAAAAAGUCUAGUGUCGACUGGUGUUUUCCCUCGUGAUGUUUACAGAUUGCUGUUUGCUGCCCAGCUAUAUAACCCACUCAGUGACAGAACCGACCAUAGCCAUGUCCUUACCACUAGCACUCUGACGGCGGGCGGGCACACAGUCCCUUCUGGUGCCCAGCACCCUAGUUGGCUCUCCAUGUUACCAACCUCUGUAUUUUGAGUUUUGGGGGGUUUUUUGUUUUGUUUUGUUUUUUCUGGCUUGGUUUUGCACUUUUUUCCCCUUAGGGCUCUGACAUCUUAAUUUCAUUGCCAAAAACAAAACCCAUUAAUGAUAUUUCCCCCCACACUUGCCCUUCCCUUUCCUUCUGGUUCUGGUCAGUUCAGAGGACUUAACAAUCACAAGUGUACUGCAAAAAUGCCUGAACAUUUUUCUUAGGCCCUUGUGGAUUUUUUUUCUGAGAAAACUUAAAUCAACAAAGACUUACUAAGGAAACAUGUACCACUACCCCUGUUUUCAGGCACUCUGAGAACAUGUUAGCCAUUGAUGUUCACACCAUGGCAUUGGCCCAUGCAAAAUAGGUUCCUGUAUUUAUAUAUUAAAAUACAAAAAAAAAAACCCUUAUAAAAUGUUUUAAAAAAUUGUUCAAAGCUUGGGAGAGAAGCUUUCCUCAUCGGUCAAGGUGUUUUGAUAUGGUAUUAAAAUAAUGUCUAAUAAAAGGCACUGUGUGAUUUUAUUCUGAUGAAAUACUGUUAUACAGUCAAGAAAUGAGGGUAAAGUCCUAUCUCCUCGGUCCCCCACCACUCACAUAUGCCAGCAUUCCCUCAGCACCUGCCUGGCAUUUUUGAGGUGUGUUUAGUGGUUCUCACAGCCACACCUGGGUGGAGGGGAAGUGAUGGUUCAGGUAUGUGUCAUACAGGUUUACAAACUUUAAGCAUCACAGUUCUGCCAUUGUCUUUGGAGUGGUUGUGAUGGAACUUUCUGGAAAGGGGCAAAGAUCUUACAACUAUUGGUGGCUGCAAAGAUAUGAGUGCCCCUAGCGAGGUGCCAGCCUGGCCCCUCCCUCCUCGCAGCUCUGUGCCCCAUCCCAUGUUCAGUUUGCCUGUUGCUCCUUGCUCAGCUCAGUGCUGACUCAUGGGCUUGCUUCAUUGAGGCCCAGGAAGAGGCCUUGGUUUGGGGCUGAGCCAACUCAAAGCCCUUAAACCAGAACCGGCCACUCAGCCUCACAUAAUUGGCAAAGUGCAGACUGAGCAGGAAGUUCAAGGCAGGGGACGGUUGUAUGUGCCCAGCCUCCGUCUCCCAGCCAGGCUCCUGGAGCUGCAUUUAGGGCCUCCUGCAGAGCCAGCCAAGGAAGCCCAAGGGGAGACAGCUACACACCUUCUCUGUCCUGACCCUUCUUAGGCCUGGACUGUGCUGCCGCCAGGACCCCUUGCUCUGAGGUCAUCUUCCUUCAGACACUUCCUGAGGCAACUACUCUGUGCCAAAGCAUUCAGUGGAGGCCAGUGGGCAUGUGUGAGCCAGGGAAGGCAGGCAAGCUCAGAGAACCUAUGUGUUUUAGAGCCUGGCUGCUAGAGUUGAGACCCUGGUACCUGAGCCAUGAGCACUGUUGUGGGUUGUUGCCUAGAGCAUGGGUUCUCUGCAUUUGAGCACUGUACUUGGCAGCAUGAUGAUAGAGAAAUAACUUCAUUCAUCUGAACUUCAGAUUCCUUGCUUGGGGACAUAAAUCAUGCAGCUCAGACAGAGGUCACCAUGAGGGUCAGGGGAUCUGCCCUGAAAGCCUGGCACAUGCGCAGCAGGCUUCCUUGUAGCUUUGUUACUGCAAAGGGCACUGUUCUAUUCACAGCACCUCCUGCUUCUGCCUGGCAACUGUGUCUCCCUGUUCUAUAUUUAAUUCUACCAGCAGAGCUGGCGGGGCAGGGCCCAGCCCUGAAGGAGAUCUCCUUGCCUGACCCCUGGGCCUGGAGACAGAGGCUUUGUGUGCCCACCUUGGUGGUUUGCACCUGGCUGCUUUGGCAUUGCCACAGCUGAGCCCAGUGAUUGAAUCGGGUGGGGCAGGGCUAGGUCCCAGCUGGGUGCUAUUCUAGGCUCUCUGGGCUGGUGCUCAUCUCUACCCCCAGUGACUUCCACUCCCACCAGGCACAGGGAAGCCCUCUGCUGGCUACCACACCUUCUGAAUUUAGACCCAAAUACCAACACCUGGUGUGAGGGCGGGGACUAGGCUUGCCUGGGCUUCCCAGGUGACGCCAGCACCCUCCAUCUAGACAGCUCUCCAGAAUCCUGUGGUGGUCUUGCUCUGACCCUCUGGAAGAGGAAAGAACAUGGAGAAGCCAGGGGGAGGGCUCUUCCUCUUCUCUUCUGGGAGCUCCCUGGAACCCCUUGUGAAAACCACCCAUCUAAUAGCCAUUUAAUAGUAAUGAGGCUCAUAGGAGAAUGUCUUUAGGAGAUAGAUGCUGAAUUACAUAGGUGACUAAUUUAAGAAAUGUAUAAUCUAAUUUCAAGUGUGUCCCCCACAAAAAAAAAUCACACAUAAAGCAAAUAAGGCAAAAUGUCCAUUGUUGACUCUUCAGUGACUGAUAUUUUAGUGAAUGGUGUACUUGUUCUUUCAACUUUUCUGUAUGUUUAGAAUUUUCUUUAAUAAAAGAAAUCCUGGGGAAAUGGC